This is a messenger RNA of Strongylus vulgaris, 747 nucleotides long. The record is from the annotation of a GenBank genome assembly. NCBI's taxonomy places the organism in Eukaryota, Metazoa, Nematoda, Chromadorea, Rhabditida, Strongylidae.
AUGGGCAAUCUUGAUGAUGCAUUCAAGUACUUCCAGUUAGUAGUAAACCGGUUGGUUACCCUUCACGGGAAACGUGACAGUGAUCCAGAAUUCAUUGGUGUCUCUUUGAAAUUGGCGGACAUCUUUGCUCAAAAAGGCCAAUUAGAUGAUGCAGAAGUUGGAUUUUCGCACUGUGUUCGAAAACAAAUGAUGGUUGUCGACGAGCACAUGAAAAAGUAUAGCGUUGCUCAAGGUGCUCUCGUAGAGGAUAGACAUGUUGCUGAUACGCAGGGUCCAAUUUAUACUGAUCCUAUAGCUUUAUUUGGAAUGGCAUUAGAGCGAUAUGCCCAUUUCUUAGUCACUUAUCGAGAUGAGAAGCGGAUGCGUGAAGCGGAAGAGUACAUGGAUGAAGUUAUGAAGGUAAUAUUUACUUCUAAGAGCAUGACUGUAGUGCUUACCUGUGUUCCCCUUCUUAAGAUCUGUUAUCAGCUCUACGGCUCUAAUUCAUUCCAUACUAUCAAUCUACUCAAUAAUUUUGGUGCAGUCCUUAUAUUCAAAAACAGAUUCGAAGCAGCUUUAAAAUAUUUAGCGAUUGGCAUUGACCGAAUAUUGUACGUGAAUGAAUGUGCGAGUAUGAUUCCUGGUUAUUACUGCAAUUAUGCAGAAGCUCUGUACCAUGUGGGUCGGAAGAAGGAAGCGCUUGAGUAUGCAAGAAAAGCUGUUUUACUGAGCAAAUCAGAGGAGCCUCGGAUACAAAAUUAUGCCCAG